GUUAUAACCUGGCGACCGCACAUCGGUGCACCAAGUCAUCUCACAUAGGUUAGCUCGCGAUAUACGAAUACGAUAUACAUGCCGGACUUGCCAUUGGGCUAUAUUACUACUAGUAACUGAAACCAGUAAAAGCGAAAAAGACUGCUUGCUUUGUGCGCAUGAAAAUACGUCUUCAAGCAUUUGAACGCGGAGCUGUGACGAAGAACGGUAUAAAACGAUGCGUUUAUCAGUUCACAUGGUCAUACGCUGGACAGUGUGCGAGAAGUGAAGAACGCAGACGAUACAGAAUUAAUCAAGCUUAAACACAGCAAUUAUGUCAUCGAUUUUGGGAUUACUUUUACUCAUCUCCAUAGCUGUGGCAGUCCCUACCAGCAGAACGCAACAAUGUGUAACUAAUUCAGAUUGUCCAUCAAAUCAUUGCUGUUUGCUAGGGCCAUCAAGGUAUGCGACACCGGCUUGCAUGCCAUUCCAACAGAGAGGCGAACAAUGCCGUGUGAACGCUGACACCAUCAGUACUAAUUUGACCUAUCCAGACGAUUCGCGAAUAGAAGUCGAAAGCAUUCACUACAUUCUGUGUCCUUGUGCCGAUGGAUUGUCUUGCAAUUUUAAAAAAGGCAUAUGCAAUUAAACAUGCAUUUCUUUAUCAGUUAAAAUAAUCGGAGAACAUUGCGACAGCGAAUUUGCUCAGGGCUAAAUAUAUAUAUCUCUAUUUGUCGAGAAAAUAUUUUCAGUCAUUAGGUUGUAACAAAAGUUCGUAGCGUUAUUAAUUUUUUUUUUAAUGAGAAGUUCUGGAAAGACGAAAUCAUGAAUAUCACAAAGGUGGAAUAAAACGACACGUAUGGUUGAAUAAAUAUUUAAACGCAUAUAUAAUAAUUGUCUUGGAAUUACACUAAAAAAACUCUACAAACUUUUGUUACAAUCCACUAUAUAUCAUGGUCACGCUUGGUGAUUAUAUCCAAAUUAGAUACAGAAUGAUGAUUAAUUUCUAUCAGCAACGGUCAUAUCGUUUUAUUGUUAUAUAAUUUUAUUUUUAUAGCUUUGUUAUUUUAAAUUUCUAUUAUUUUGAUUACAUUUUGCACUCGCAAAAGAGUACUGAAUAAUAUAAUAAUAAUUAUAUCUAUAAGUAUGGUUAUAAUAAUGCAUAUAAUAAUUAACUAAUCACAGUAAGUUGCGAUACAAAAUGUACUUAAUUACGCAAUAAAGAUGAAGACAUCUGAUAGA
Molecule: messenger RNA, 1221 nt
Organism: Ooceraea biroi (clonal raider ant)
Lineage: Eukaryota; Metazoa; Arthropoda; Insecta; Hymenoptera; Formicidae
Product: astakine
Source: RefSeq, a predicted model, not a curated record